Molecule: messenger RNA, 1478 nt
Organism: Ostrea edulis (European flat oyster)
Lineage: Eukaryota; Metazoa; Mollusca; Bivalvia; Ostreida; Ostreidae
Product: protein serrate-like
Exons: 9
Coding region: 183-1364 (393 amino acids)
Biological process (GO): anatomical structure development
Cellular component (GO): extracellular region; cell surface
Molecular function (GO): signaling receptor binding
Source: RefSeq, a predicted model, not a curated record
UUGGUAAACGGUAGUUGAUAAUUAUAGAUGUAUAUUCUGCUUAUCACCGCGUAUGGUAAAUGGCUUCAGAUUCAUAAAUGCGACCGACGGACUAGUCAUACGUACCUAGUGAUUUAGUAUACACUAUAUUAUUUGAGCAAACGCAAUCGUGAAUAGUGACACCAAACAUAGUUACGGGAAAAAUGGGUUUACGUAUUGAUAGAGAGUUCAUGAUUACCACCUUCAUUUUUCUGAGUUUUCUACUAUCCAAUACAAGACAAUUAUGCGAAACUUCGACAAAUCAAACUUUCUUGGUACGAAAAUACGAUGCACCUAACUUCUGCAGCUGUGGAACAGAAGUGACCAUUGGCUGCCGCCUUGUAACUGAUGAUUACCCUGACUACUACUCCUGUGAAGGACUGUCGUUGUAUGAUAGGAUACAGUGUUGCACAUAUACACAUUUGGUUAAAUGCUGUAGUGGAUGGAGAAAGCUGUACGAUUCCUGCACGAUACCUGUUUGCAACCCUUCUUGUAUGAACGGUGGGCACUGUGUAGCGCCCCAGGUGUGCAGAUGCAGGCCAGGAUACGGGGGUACAAGUUGCCAGACACCUGUUUGUGUUCCGUCUUGUGACAACGGAGGACGGUGCAUUGCACCUUGGACGUGUAGCUGUGUGUCAGGAUACACCGGACGCACGUGUUCACAAGGUCAGGGCAUUUGUAAUCCCAGUUGUUUGAAUGGAGGCCAGUGUGUUGCUCCUCAGAUAUGUAAAUGUGCUCCGGGAUUUUACGGGAAAAUAUGCGAAAAGGGUGAUGCUCUUAGUAAGUUGUAUACACCCACACUGCAACUGGCGGAUCAAAGUGUUGCAUCAGUCGAUUCCUGGUACAGGAUAGCAUCACCGUAUUCCAAGGCUUGUUUUCUCAAAAUCUACAUUCAGAUAAAUCAAACCACUGAUAUUGUGACAUUCACUUCUACAAGCUAUGAUGGACGUGGAAAUAUACUCGGAAAUUACACCUCAUUAGCAGUGGAUGAGACAAACUCAAUCAAAAGCAGUGGACGUUCAGCUUGUCUGAAUAUAAAAUGUCCAGAAGAAGGAAAAACACACUUAAAUAAAACAAAAGUAGUGACAACGGCUAACACGGACAUAGAAUGUAACAUAACAUUAUUCGAUCGACAGACAAGCAGGGUAUUGGGGAAUAACAUUCUAGAGACCGAUAUAAGAGGCGGGGAUGAGUACGGCCCCCUAUACGGUAUUUACACUGCUUACGGAUCUACGAUAUCAUCACAGACAGUUGCGGAGAAAAUGUGCCAAUUCGGAAGUAAUCAUGUAGAGAGUGACCAAAGUAUUUCUCCAUCUACAUACCCUAAUGCUGGAUUCAGUUGUUGAGAUACUUGUAUGUCGCAUGCGCAGUGCACUUGAAUUCACAACCCAAUUCGGAUUUCUGUUUUAUUGUUUUAUUUUUAUUGCAAGGUUACAAAGAAAUAAAGUAUAUCAAUAGCA